AUGGUGGCCAUUGACCUCGGGGUGCGCGCUCUCGUCCAUUCAGGCCUCCACAACGUCCACCUACACUUUUACUCCGACAACCAAGGGGUGGUGGGGGCGUUGAGGGCAGGGAGAUCACGCAGUCUUGCCCAGAACGACGUUCUCCGUCAACUCUCAUCCUUCGCGCUAGAUCACGAUAUUUGGAUUUCGGUUAGUUGGGUCAGCUCUGCCAACAACCUCUCAGAUAGCAUUUCAAGAGGCGUCUUUCCCUCUCACCUUUCUCGCUUUAAAUUUCCACCUCCACUUCCAUCAUACCUCAAAGGCCUCUUAUCGUUAGUUUAA
This is a messenger RNA of Suillus clintonianus, 321 nucleotides long. RefSeq lists its product as uncharacterized. The record is from RefSeq and is a predicted model, not a curated record. The transcript has a single exon. The coding region runs from base 1 to 321 and encodes 106 amino acids. Lineage: Eukaryota; Fungi; Basidiomycota; Agaricomycetes; Boletales; Suillaceae.